Molecule: messenger RNA, 1314 nt
Organism: Ramularia collo-cygni
Lineage: Eukaryota; Fungi; Ascomycota; Dothideomycetes; Mycosphaerellales; Mycosphaerellaceae
Exons: 3
Coding region: 1-1314 (437 amino acids)
Source: RefSeq, a predicted model, not a curated record
AUGGCGACCCCGGAGAGCGACAAUCACACAGGUAAGCUUUUUUCCUUGGGCGCGUUGAAACAGAGGGCCUCGGGGGCAUUCGGCGGCAGCAGCAGCAGACAAAAGAGGCGCCCAGCCUCGAUGAUGAACAUCAGCGUCGUGAGAGAGGAUGAGGGAGGAGUGCCUUCGGGCGUGAAGAUGGAUCUUGUGCCGCUGGACCAAGCACCGCCGCCGCUGCAGAACUGGCUGGCGAAGAAAAAGAGGGAAUCCAUCAACUACAGCUGCUCAAUCCACACGGAUUCUUCAAAAGACUUCAAUGCGGCGAUGGAAGAAUGCAAGCAAACGGUGCUGGAAGCGGGUGGAAACAUACUGGACCUCACUUACCCAGGUGGUUUUCUCUACGACAUGUCCUUCGCCAAACACCCAAACCCUCUCGACAGCCUCGACCAGACCGCGGGCGGUGGCCACAUCAUAGUCGAACCGUACCCAGCCGGAAUGAUUCCUCACCCACACCCUCUCCGCGCGAAUCCACCGCGAAUCAGGUCGGGAAUAGCAACCAGCAUUUUGGAGCACAUGCACCGCUUCGGACUCGCGGAAAACCCGCAUCCAUGCAACGGCCGCGACAAGCCAUGCCUCCCUAGCUGCAGAUACCACUGCACCAGCAACAUUCGCCAGCGCCCAGAGUCGAUGAUGAUAUUUACCCGAACGGAAGACAUGACCGCGCCUGUCAGCAGCUCACCUCCGCGACUGGAGCCCACGAAGCGAACCAGCGUGAUCCGCAUGGAAGACAUCUUCGAGAGAGCUCAGGCUGCUUUCUCGCCUCUGCGACUGAAGCGCAACUCAAUCAAUCUGAGCCGCAUGGUUGAACAAGACGACACCCUUACCUGGCUCGAUGAUCAGGAGACGGUGAAGCAGUUUGAGAAGGAAUCCAGCGACGGAAUGAAGAUGGAGAGAGGAAAGCGCGCGCGACCAACCCCGAUAUUUGGCACAGUGGAGAACAAUCACUACGUUGCCAACUGCAGACCACCGAUAUCGCGUCGCUCAAGCUCCUUGAAGCAGACUGAUAGGGCAUCUUCAGAAGCAAAGAACCAGAUGUCUCGGAGAGACUCCAUCGUCACGGCCGUACAGMAGCUAUCGAGUCCAAUCAUCCAGCCGCAGACUCCGCUAGCAUCUGUCGAGCUGCACAGCCCAAGCUCGAUUGGUCGCCCAUUCCGAGCGUCAACCUCUCCAAACAACGAGCCUCCGAGCCCAAUGUACUCAGAUCUCAGCUCCGAAAACAUUCUGGAACUUCAGAAGAGGUUGACAGACAUCCGGGAGGGUUUAAGCGGCAGAUAG